AUGCCGCUGCAGGAUGCUGGUUCAGCCCUGCUGGUUCAGGAUGCUGUGGUCCAUGUGACGGCCUACGGGUCCAGCGGAGAUGAUGAGACCAUUAAAAACACAGCUGGGGCUUCAACAAAACCUGCCAACCAAACAGUGUCACCCACCAAAAGCAAAAGCGGUCCACCGGAGUCCAGUACAGAUGCGAAGAAUGUCUCAAGUGCUGCUGAUGGGAAUCGUACAGUAGAGCAAACAGGGGACAAAGUACCAAAUCUGGCCAAACCGUCCCAAAGUAUGGAAAGUCCUGGGGAGAAAAGCAACAACAAAACAACUACUGGGACUACUCCAGGCAGUCAGUCUGGCAAAGGGACAAAGAUUGGGAUGACCAAUGGUACGACGAAAGCCGGCACGACGACUGCAAAAGCACAACCUUCAGCCAAGACAAACAAGGCAGACGGAGACAUGGAGGAAGAGACGAAAGACAAAAAAGGCAAAAUGGAAGGAGACAAAGGCAAUGAGAAGAAACCAAAUUUAGAGAAAAGCAGUGAAAAAACACCGGGAAACAAAACCAAGGAGGACAAUCUGGAAAAAGAGGACACCAAAAAUGGAGACGCAGGAGGAAGAAACCCGUACGACCCGUCGGGGGUGAAUAACAAGGCCGAGAGCAGUCACUUCUUUGCCUACCUGGGCUCCAUGGCUGUGGUGGUAGCUGUGCUGUACAUCGCUUACCACAACAAGCGCAAGAUACUGGCUUUCCUUUUGGAGGGGAAGAAAUACAAAUCCACGCGUCGACCUAAAUAUGCAGGAUACAAGAAGCUGGAGCAGCAUAUGUAAUCUGGACUCUCUCUCUCUCUCGAAGCCAUUGAGCCUCUCGCUGCUGAGCACACUGAGGUCUUGUGAGAAGAGAGUGAACGGAGACUGGCGUUAGAUAUUUCCCACAAUGCUCUCUGCCUUGCUUUCACCCUUUUCCUAAACAGACAUUCUUCUAUUUUAUAACCGUAGAAGCUUAUCAUACCACUAUGCAGAUGACACUGUUGCCUUAUUGAGGGAACUAGUGAAAUGCGGUGAUGGUAAAAACAAGCAUGCUGUUUUUUGGCACUUGGUGUCGUAAUUCCAUUUUUAAGACGAGCUUGUAAUUAGACCGGACUUAAGGUCCGGACUCAGGAUAUUUCAGUAGCAGAU
This is a messenger RNA of Etheostoma cragini (Arkansas darter), 1161 nucleotides long. It is a transcript of the gene tgoln2, whose product is annotated as trans-golgi network protein 2. The record is from RefSeq and is a predicted model, not a curated record. NCBI's taxonomy places the organism in Eukaryota, Metazoa, Chordata, Actinopteri, Perciformes, Percidae. The transcript has 6 exons. The coding region runs from base 1 to 813 and encodes 270 amino acids.